CCACCACAAAUACAAUCAUCACAAGUACAACAACCACAAUUAAUGUUAUCACCACAUCCAUUGCUACAAGUACCGCUAUUAGUUUUGCUAUCAUUAUUGCCACCACAACACAGUUGGGCUUUUGGAUUGCAAAUGUUUUAA
Molecule: messenger RNA, 141 nt
Organism: Racocetra persica
Lineage: Eukaryota; Fungi; Glomeromycota; Glomeromycetes; Diversisporales; Gigasporaceae
Source: the annotation of a GenBank genome assembly